This is a messenger RNA of Ceratotherium simum simum (southern white rhinoceros), 2047 nucleotides long. RefSeq names its product limbic system associated membrane protein (gene LSAMP). NCBI's taxonomy places the organism in Eukaryota, Metazoa, Chordata, Mammalia, Perissodactyla, Rhinocerotidae. The record is from RefSeq and is a predicted model, not a curated record.
GAAAGGGAGGAGGGGGAGAGAGAGGCUCUGGGCUGCUGGCGCUGCUCUGUGGCUUUCUUGACUCGCCCCGGCAGGCUGGGUGCUGGCUCACUCGCCCGCCCGGGAAAGUGGGUUACGGAGCGAAGGAGCUCAGCGCCGACACUGGCAAAGGAGCAUCCAGCUACAGACAGACCGGAGAACACCUUCCCUUUGCAGCCUUCUCUUCACCUUUUCUCAAGGGUUUUAUAUUUGUACUCUCUCUCUUUUUAAAUUGUGUUGCUUCGACUUUUCCCCCCUCUGCUUGGGUUUUAUGAGGGCUUUGUUAAGACUUAGAGGGAAAAGAGACUGAGCGAGGGAAAGAGGCAAAGUGGAAAGGACCACAAACUGGCAAAGCCUGUGCUGCCUCUGCUGUGGAUGAGAGCCCGCUGUUUGUAAAGCCCUCUCGGCGAGCAGCACGCGCACACCCUCCAGAGUACACGGACCCGCACCUCGGCGUGGCCACCAUGGUCGGCAGAGUUCAGCCUGAUCGGAAACAGUUGCCGCUGGUCCUACUGAGAUUGCUCUGCCUUCUUCCCACAGGACUGCCUGUUCGCAGCGUGGAUUUUAACCGAGGCACGGACAACAUCACCGUGAGGCAGGGGGACACGGCCAUCCUCAGGUGCAUUGUAGAAGACAAGAACUCAAAGGUGGCCUGGUUGAACCGUUCUGGCAUCAUUUUUGCUGGGCAUGACAAGUGGUCUCUGGACCCCCGGGUUGAGCUGGAGAAGCGCCAUUCUCUGGAAUACAGCCUCCGAAUCCAGAAAGUGGAUGUCUAUGAUGAGGGUUCCUACACUUGCUCGGUUCAGACACAGCAUGAGCCCAAGACCUCUCAAGUUUACUUGAUCGUGCAAGUUCCACCAAAGAUCUCCAACAUCUCUUCGGAUGUCACUGUGAAUGAGGGCAGCAAUGUGACCCUGGUCUGCAUGGCCAAUGGCCGUCCUGAACCUGUUAUUACCUGGAGACACCUUACACCAACUGGAAGAGAAUUUGAAGGAGAAGAAGAAUAUCUGGAGAUCCUCGGCAUCACCAGGGAGCAGUCAGGCAAAUAUGAGUGCAAAGCUGCCAAUGAGGUUUCCUCGGCGGACGUCAAACAAGUCAAGGUCACUGUGAACUAUCCUCCCACCAUCACAGAAUCCAAGAGCAAUGAAGCCACUACAGGGCGACAAGCUUCGCUCAAAUGUGAGGCCUCAGCAGUGCCUGCACCUGACUUUGAGUGGUACCGAGAUGACACCAGGAUAACCAGUGCCAAUGGCCUUGAGAUUAAAAGCACGGAAGGCCAGUCCUCCCUGACGGUGACCAACGUCACUGAGGAACACUAUGGCAACUACACCUGUGUGGCUGCCAACAACCUGGGGGUCACCAAUGCCAGCCUGGUCCUUUUCAAGCGUGUUUUACCCACAAUCCCCCACCCCAUUCAAGAAAUUGGCACCACCGUGCACUUCAAGCAAAAAGGACCUGGGUCGGUGAGAGGAAUAAACGGAUCCAUCAGUCUGGCCGUACCACUGUGGCUGCUGGCAGCGUCUCUGCUCUGCCUUCUCAGCAAAUGUUAAUAGAAUAAAAAUUUAAAAAUAAUUAAAAAAAAAAACACAAAAAUGCGUCACACGGGAUACAGAAAGAGAGAGAGCGAGAUGGGGGGAGACCGUUGAUUUCACAGCUCUGUGUGUUUAUAAAUGAAGGGGGAUAUAAGAAAACGAAGAAAAUACAACAUUUAAAACAAUUUUAAAGUCUGUCAAUAAAAAUUUGAGUAUAAUUCAGGGUGGGAAAAGUUCUACCAGGAUAUGUGUAUAUCUAAGCAAAUGUAUGCUGUAUAAAGACUACAUUGUGCUAAGGACAUCCAGAUGUUGUAAAAAUAAGACAUGUGAAGAGGUACCAGAUGGAUAUUAACCCCACACACACACUUUAUCCUUCCUUCAUCCUUUUUCAUCUGUGGGGAAAGAAAAAAUAAGGUCUUGCCUUUGGUAUUUAUAUUUCCAUCAUCUUUUUAUUCUGUUUUUCAUUUGAGCUGACUUGUAGCCAUUUCACACUAUCA